Messenger RNA from Penicillium argentinense, 474 nucleotides. RefSeq lists its product as uncharacterized. Bases 1 to 474 code for a protein of 157 amino acids. Lineage: Eukaryota; Fungi; Ascomycota; Eurotiomycetes; Eurotiales; Aspergillaceae. The record is from RefSeq and is a predicted model, not a curated record. The transcript has a single exon.
AUGCAUCGCUCCUACGAAGCCCGCUCGGGUUCGGGCUCUCCCGACCACAGCAACAGCAGUGCCUUCAGCCCUAACGCAAACCCCAACGAGGACUGGACCAAGCUUCCACAGGAGAGAACAUUUGCAUCGAGCGUCUCUUUGCUCGACAACCUUCCCACAAGCUACCAUUUCUACGGCAUACCUCAAUGCUCGGCGAACACAGACAAUGCGCUGUUUGAAACAACUACGCAGCUCGAUAUGGAUCAGACCGCUUGGAGGAGCCAGCCGGGCAUCGCGGAAGAUGAUCUGAUCAAUAUGGAAACUUCUGAGGCCCAUCAAUGGCUUUCAAGUGACACUGCUGCAGGAAGCGAUGCCACAUCCCACGAUUUUCCAAUAGCUUCAGCAGAGAAGCAAAUGCCCGAAGGCAUGGAGAACAAGAAACAAAAGAUCAACCGAUCUGGCCGUGACUAUUCUUGUGGUACUCUGACAUUGUAA